CUAAUGCAGUUUGAUGGGCAAGGAACUCACUGAUGUGCAUAUGGAUGAUAAGCUCAACGCUGUCGUGAAAUCAAAUGGUAAUCCGCAAGUUUCCGGAGGCACCGAGUCAAAGGACUAUGAAGUCAAGGAAUGCACAUCGAUCAUCCAGGAUGGUACUGAGAAUCAAGAUGUGUUGGAUGUUAAAAGCACAAAUUUUGGAACCGACAUCCCCGAUGAGAAAUACGAAAAGAUCGGAGAUUGGAAGUUCACCGACGAUAAGAAAUUAAGUCCCACCACAUCUAAAUCCAGUGGUGCCGAACAUGUUCGUGUGCACAAUGCCUCGAAAGCUGGUGCAAAUGGCAGAGCAAGUGUUAACUCUACACCUUCACCUACUGUUAUAAAGACUUCGGAGCGAGGCUCGCCGCUUACUACUCCGAUGACAAGGAAGCUAUUUCAACCUUUUGACAUGAGGAAUCCCGACGAAGAAGAUAAUUGGUCUGUCGCUUCCACGUAUCCUUUCUUUGGUCUUAAGAAGCAAAGAUACGAUGCCAAGUUCCUAUCUGAGCUCUAUACUAUUUGUUUUGAACUUGUUUUAGUCAAAUUUUCCUUAGCUGUGUCUAGUACGGUUGCAUCGUUUCGUACUGCUAGAUCGAGGGUGACUAUCGGAACUGCUCCAACUUUUAAAAAUGUCGAACAUGCUCAGAGACGGAAGGAGUUUUACCAGAAGUUAGAGGAAAAACACCAAGCUUUGGAGGCCGAGAGAAGCCAGUGCGAGGCGAGGGCCAAGGAAGAGCAAAAAGUUGCUCUUAAGCAGCUUCGGAAGAGUAUGGUCGUCAAGGCAAAUCCAAUACCUAGUUUCUACUACAAAGGACCUCCACCGAAAGUCGAACGAAGAAGCUGCCGUUAACUCGACCAAAAUCGCCAAACCUUAGUCGGAGAAAGAGCUGCAGUGAUGCAGUACACUCGUCUCUGGACGAAAAGGC
This is a messenger RNA of Hibiscus syriacus, 962 nucleotides long. RefSeq names its product protein WAVE-DAMPENED 2-like. Bases 14 to 886 code for a protein of 290 amino acids. Lineage: Eukaryota; Viridiplantae; Streptophyta; Magnoliopsida; Malvales; Malvaceae. Gene Ontology annotation, biological process: microtubule cytoskeleton organization. The record is from RefSeq and is a predicted model, not a curated record. Gene Ontology annotation, molecular function: microtubule binding. The transcript is spliced from 6 exons.